UUCAGUAUUUUUCGAACCAUCCACGCGAUUGUUGGUGAAAAUGUGGAUCUUCCUACUGUUGUCCAUUGCCGUGCUACUUAUUCUCCAAGUCCGACGAAAAUAUUCCUAUUGGAAACGUCAUGGCGUCCCGUUCAUUCAACCACGUUUUCCCUUUGGAAGCAUCACACCCGUUGGAGAUCGAGUCCAUUCUUCGCAGCUGAUGGCUCGCUUUUAUAAUCAACUGAAGGGCACUUAUCCCUUCGCCGGAAUGUACUUCUUCACCAACCCAGUUGUGCUAGCUCUAGAUCUUGACUUCAUCAAAAACGUUCUUGUUCGAGAUUUCCAAUACUUUCACGAUCGAGGACUGUAUCACAAUGAGAAAGAUGAUCCUUUAACAUGCCAUCUGUUCAACAUUGAGGGAACUAAGUGGACCAACCUACGUCGAAAGUUGCUUCCGACUUUUUCAUCAGGAAAGAUGAAGAUGAUGUGUCCAACGAUCCUCGCAAUAGCCGAUCGGUUUCGAACAGCCAUCGAAAAUAGUAUCUCCGAUCAAAAUGAAAUUGAAAUGCGAGAUUUUCUUGCUCGAUUUACCACGGAUGUCAUAGGAACGUGUGCUUUCGGGAUUGACUGCAAUAGUUUAGAGAACCCUGAUGCUGAAUUCCUUAAAAUGGGCAACAAGAUAUUCGAGGUGCCGACAAGUCGAAUAAUUGCUUACUUCUUUGUUUCAACAUUCCAGGAACUAUCCAAAAAGUUACACAUCAAAGCAGUUCCUGAAGAUGUGUCACGCUUUUUCUACAAGGUUGUUCGAGAAACUAUGGCCUACCGUCAAUCCAGUGGUGUACAGAGAAACGAUUUUAUGAACCUAUUGAUGCAGUUGAAAGAAAAGGGCGAGCUGGAAGGUUCGGAUGAGAAGUUGGGCACACUGACUCUAGAUGAAGUCGUUGCUCAAGCGUAUGUGUUCUUCCUGGGAGGAUACGAAACUUCGAGCACCAACAUGUGCUUUUGUCUGUAUGAGUUGGCAUUGAAUGGAGAGAUUCAGGAAAAAGCUAGGGAAUGCGUUCAGAAGGCAGUGGCAAAACAUGGUGGAUUGAACUACGAAGCCCUGAUGGAUAUGCCUUAUUUGGAGCAGUGCAUUUAUGAGGCCCUUAGGAAAUACCCACCAAUCGCAAACCUCUUCCGAAGCGUCACCCAAGACUACAAUGUCCCGAACUCGAACGUCAUGCUCCCGAAAGGAAUGAAUGUUUGGAUCCCGAUUUAUGCCAUCCAUCACGAUCCGGAAUUCUUUCCGGAACCGGAACUCUUCGAUCCAGAGCGCUUCACCCAGGAAGAGUGCGAAAAGAGAAAACCAUUCACUUACAUGCCAUUUGGAGAGGGACCUCGAACUUGCAUCGCAACACGAUUCGGAAUGAUGGAAACAAAAACCGGUCUGGCAACGCUGCUGAUGAAUUUCAAAUUUACGAAAUCUGCACGACUGGAAGUCCCGCCAAAGUUUUCCACUAAGCACGUUAUGUUGACUCCGGUGGGGGGACUGUGGGUGAAGGUGGAGAAGAUUGAGCAGUGAAUAGGUUGGAUAAUAAAAACGAUAAUCUAUGCAUAUGACCUAGGCGAUGCGUCUACGAA
Aedes aegypti (yellow fever mosquito) is the source of this 1599-nucleotide messenger RNA. Its product is annotated as probable cytochrome P450 6a14. The transcript is spliced from 2 exons. NCBI's taxonomy places the organism in Eukaryota, Metazoa, Arthropoda, Insecta, Diptera, Culicidae. Gene Ontology annotation, molecular function: oxidoreductase activity, acting on paired donors, with incorporation or reduction of molecular oxygen; monooxygenase activity; heme binding. The coding region runs from base 41 to 1540 and encodes 499 amino acids. The record is from RefSeq and is a predicted model, not a curated record.